AUGGCUUAUGCAAACUUAACAUCCUCUAUUUCUUCGUUGUUGCACGAAAAUGAUACUCCCGAGGUCCCCAUCAUCGAUGACGGCGAGCCUCUGUCGGGAUCUUUCAUCGGGAGCAGUUAUUUCAUCCAAUCGAUUCCUGAUGCGUCUUACACCUUUGAGGAAAUGCGAUCUGCUCCCAUAACACCGUAUCUGAGACCGCUCAUAGCGUCUCUCGCCGAGAAUUCUCAUCAUACGAUGAUCAUUUCCGCAUUGAUGAUCGCGAAAUGGGAGUUUGGAAAUGUAGUCGACGGUGAUGUGGGUGUAAACGAAACCCGAGGAUAUGCCUGCGAAUACGUUGCCUGGCAGUUCCUAUGCCAUCUUACGAAACGUGAGUCCAUUGACUUUCUCCUUCAAGAGCUGCCCGUUCCCAAGAGGAACUCUGUUACUUUAAGCGAAGCGGAGAGGGGCUCGUCUGCAUUCCCGUCUCCGGGUUUUUUUGGCGACCAGAUAGUUGAUGAAAGGGGACCACUGUUAUGGAGCUCAUCAUCCUCUCUUUAUCGUCUUCUCGGUGGCAGAGGUAGUGGAAACGGAUAUACCCAAGAAACGCAAGUUAAGGAUGAGGACACUGGUGCGAACAAUCAUCUCUCUUUUUUCUUCGGGUUAAAUGCACUCGAAAUCGCAACGAUCGCACAUGCCAAGAAGUUUCUCGCCCAGAGAGUUGUCCAGAGGGUGAUAGAUGAUAUCUGGAAUGGGGAGAUUAUCUUCUGGGAUUCACUUAGUGUAUAUUCUAGGAAGAAACCCCGGUUUUUCAACAGAAAAACGGCGGAUCCAUACUCACGCCUCAGAGUCCCCGCAUAUCGCAAAGCUUUCGAAGCUGCCUUUUUUGUUUCCUUUCUGAUAUUAUAUUACGCAGUCUUGGUCGAGCGGAAGCCUACUGGAGUUGGCGUAUUUGAGACCUUGAUGUAUAUCUGGAUUGCUGCAUUUGCUUAUGACGAGGUCAGCGGCAUGAACGAUGCUGGAAUUGUUUUCUACCAGAUGGAUUUUUGGAGUUUAUGGAAUAUGGCAAUUAUUGGCACUGGAGUCGCUUUUGUCGUCGCAAGAACCGUGGGGCUAGUCGAACAGAGCGAGUCCAUUACAGAUUUGUCUUUCGACAUUCUUUCUCUGGAGGCGUUGUUCCUGGUACCAAGGCAAGUUCUUGAAGCGAGCAACAUAGCCUCUGCUACUGGGGAUUGACCACCUCUUGGUGAACAGGAUCUGCUCACUUGUGAGCCUAAAUUCUUACUUUGGAA
Molecule: messenger RNA, 1268 nt
Organism: Monascus purpureus
Lineage: Eukaryota; Fungi; Ascomycota; Eurotiomycetes; Eurotiales; Aspergillaceae
Source: the annotation of a GenBank genome assembly